Molecule: messenger RNA, 579 nt
Organism: Octopus bimaculoides (California two-spot octopus)
Lineage: Eukaryota; Metazoa; Mollusca; Cephalopoda; Octopoda; Octopodidae
Product: intermediate filament protein ifa-1-like
Biological process (GO): nuclear pore localization; heterochromatin formation; nuclear envelope organization
Cellular component (GO): nuclear lamina; nuclear envelope
Molecular function (GO): structural constituent of cytoskeleton
Source: RefSeq, a predicted model, not a curated record
AUGUUGGUUAUCAUUGCAGUGGUGAAACGUCAACGCUAUGACAAUCACUCCCUUAGAUUUAUUUCUCUUAGCGAGAUCAAAGAAUAUGAGGCACUGAUAGCAAAACUAAAGAAGCAGUGCAAUCUUCAACAAGUAAAGGAAUCCGACGUUGGAAAUACAGUUGCUGCUUUAGGUGUCGAAUACGAAAACAAGUUGCAAACAGCUAUUGCUGAUUUGCAACGUCGACAUGCAGAUGAGAUAAAGAUGAUGAAGGCAGGUAUGAAGUCAAUAGAUGUUAUAGACGGGGGUAAGAAAAAAGAUUUGCGUGCGGAACAGAGCGGUAUGGCGGCUAAAAUGAGCGAAUAUGAAACUGAGGUAGCAAAUUUGAAAAGAAAAAUUAAGCUUCUAGAAUCCGAGUUGGAGGAUAGUGAAAACAAACGUGCAACUGAAGGUGAUAAUUACCGGACCGAAAUUAUUAAUUUGCGUAUGGAGUUGGAAGCAAUGUUGAAGGAAUUGCAAGACCUGAUGGAUGCUAAACUGUCUCUUGAACUGGAAAUUUCAGCAUAUCGCGCACUUCUUGAAGGAGAAGAGAGCAGGUAA